AGUCUCACGCGUACUUCACGGCCAAGGAGAUACCAACAAGAUAGGUAGACUGCAGUGAAGCCUCGUCGCGUGCGGACGUGUGUUCCGGUGAACAUUCGUUAGGUCCUGCACGACUCCAGUACGACCUGUAGUCCUGAAGUGUGUCCUGACCUAUCCAUCGGUCCCACGCCACGAGACGGUCGUCCAGUGCAGCUCUUCUUCUUCAGUGCGUGUAGUGUUUGUGUGUGAAAAGUGUUGCGGCGCCCAAUAUUAGCUGUUGAUAGUUUAACUACCUACUAAGUGGGAAGAUCCACCAAAAGAUAAUGUAAAUACAUUCCCACCAUCCAAUUAUACAGCCACGACAGUUCGCAUCGCAUUAGCUGCUUCCUUUAUGUCGUCAGUGUCACGUCGACGACAAAUCCCCAGCUAACGUCGCCAUGCUUGGCUGUCUUUUGCGAAAGGGCUCGGUACGAUUGGUCCGCUGAUGUGACCCUCGGGACCGUUUUUAAGCGACCCAAGACCACUAAACCGGGGCUCGGCAUACCUUCACUGUGACAUGGUCGAACAGCCUUAGAGCUUCCAGCUCUACUAUCCCGACCCGGCACGAUAAUUCCCCAAACGGUGGCAUUUAGGCAGACGGUCAGAUCAGACCAGCAGGUGCAAGUGAGUGGCUUUCUUUCGUGGCGUGAAAUGCAAGUGCGGGCGUAUGUCGACGUGUUCUGUGUAUGGGCGUUCGUGCACAAUUCUCCCGUUCGUGGCCCGUACCCGUAAUGUGCCCUUUACCCGCGCGGUGCGUGAUUAGAAAACCAAACCGACGCUAAAACCGAAUCAUAAUUAAGUGCUGCCUGUGUGUUGUGCAUCAUCGAUCGUGCUCCAGUGCAAAAGGAUCACCCCGUACGGCCCUUGCUUUUAUUUGUUUGGGACGGUUAGUUUGCGCCGGAAGCAGGGCCAGCAACCAAGCAACGAUGGAACCAGCCACCAAGAAGAACACCGUGUCCGAGUUCAGCUACAUGCUGCAACGACAAGGAAGUGACGACUCUGCUGAAGUGAACGCUUUCGAUGACAUCAACUCAUUGGUGAAGCGUGAUGCGAACCAGGGCAAAGCUACCGAGACGUUAUCAUCGCUACCGCAAGCUUCCUUCAACUACAUCAAUUCAAUCGUCGGCAGUGGCGUCAUCGGUAUACCGUACGCGUUGCACCGGGCCGGCUUCGGGCUCGGGCUGUUUCUGCUAGUGAUUGUGGCAGUCAUCACGGACUAUUCGUUGAUUUUAAUGGUACGGUGCGGUCACCUGAGUGGAAGAUUCAGCUAUCCGGGCGUAAUGGAGGCCGCGUACGGCAAGGGUGGAUACUAUCUGCUAUCGUUGCUACAAUUUAUGUAUCCUUUUUUAGCGAUGAUAUCGUACAACGUCGUUGUGGGCGAUACACUGUCGAAGGUGCUGGUACGCUUCGUACCGUCCUGGGGCAGUUCCAUGGGCAUGGUGCGGUUCGGUGUGGUGCUCGUUGUGACUAUCUUCGUCAUCAUACCGCUGUGUCUGUACAAGAACGUGUCCCGGCUGGCAAAGGCAAGCUUUCUCAGCCUUGCCUGUGUGGUGCUCAUCCUGAUGGCUGUCGUUUACAGGCUUCUAUCGGGUGAUUAUGACGUCGUCCCCAACACUCCUGAAUCUUGGCGAUUUGCACACAGCGAUCUGAUUCCAGCUGUUGGCAUAAUGGCAUUCGCAUUCAUGUGCCACCACAACACAUUUCUGGUGUACCAAUCGAUGCAGAACGCCACCAUGGAACGCUGGGAGAAGGUGACACACAUUUCCGUCGGGUUCGCGUGGCUAGUGGCGGCACUGUUCGGUAUCGCGGGCUACUGCACCUUCCGAGCACUCUCACAAGGUGAUCUACUGGAAAACUAUUGCUGGGAUGACGAUCUGAUGAACUUUGCCCGUGUACUGUUCUCCAUCUCGAUUUUGCUGACGUUUCCGAUCGAAUGCUUUGUGUCGCGAGAAAUCGUUCGCACCCAGAUCAAGCGUUUCUACUCGCAGGAGGUGAUUGAGUACGAUACGGAUAAGGAUCCGAGUCACGUCACCGGAGAGGAGGAUGAUCGGAAGUCGAUGAUCACGACGCUGGUGAUUGUGUUUUCUGCGUUCAUCAUUUCACCCUACACGGAGUGUCUUGGACCAGUGCUGGAACUCAACGGUCUACUUGCCGCCAUCCCGCUAGCGUACGUUCUUCCCGGUCUGGCCUACAUUCAGCUGAGUCCACACUCUCUAUUCAGCCAGGAGAAGCUUCCCGCCGCCGGGUUGGUGUUGUUCGGCACGAUCGUCACUAUCUCCGGGGCGGCGAUUCUUAUGCCAAAUUUAAUUGGAGAUUGUCGGACGGGCAUCAUCAUGGGAUACUGCAAGGAUGAUGAACUGGCACUGAACGGCACGUCCUUCAUAGCGUCCACCAUGGAUCCAAACUGUGCCACGGACAAGGUUUAAAGCUGAUCUUAAAACACAACUACAAGCAGGUGGAACACAUUACAAUCAAAAGCAUGAUACCGUGGAAAACGAAAACCAAAGAGUAUAACAUUAUAGGGAAAUGACUGUUUUAAGGCAAGUGUUUAUCUGAUUGAAGAUAGUUUACACAAAAUGUUAAACUCGUUUUCACUUGAACGUUGAGAUGCAUUGAACGUUACAUUUCGACAGCAUUUGGAGUGCUUCUUAUCGUCAGUAUUAUGUACCUGCAGGACUCUUUCACAGAACAGGACAAGAAGAUUUUCUAUCAAAUUUCUUACACACUUUUCUACCGUCGUUUACCGUUUUGUUUGGAGAGCGAUAUUAAAACUGCUGGUUUAUAUUUACACUAUAAACAAGGAUUUGAGAUGAGAUUACAAAUUUGGAUUGCCAUUAUUUGUCUUGAAGUCUGUUUACAAAUUUAGCUACUAUUUACACACUUUACACACUACUACCACAACCUUUCAAUGCCAUGUUUUACAACAGUUUAAGAUGCUUGCAAGAUAAAUAAAACCCCAAACCAAUCAAUGGUAUGAAAAAUCCAAUUUGCAGAUGAUAAAAGUCCCAUGAUAUGGGCACGAAUUGUACCCACACAAACGCGAUGAAAUAGAACACACACACACACACUCACAUACCCACACAAGUCUUUAUCGAGCGAGUAGCAACGUCUUGAAACUUAUCGUAUUCGCAACUUUUAGGGAACAGAUCAAAAACAUAAUCAGUAACCGUAAGAAAUAUACCAAUCUACUUGUUAGUGCAUCCUGAACCAAAGCUAAUGGACGGUAAACCAAUUUACAUCGCUGUGGAACGUGACGUUGAAUACAUGAUGUACCAAUAUUUAACUAGAGUGAAGCAGAAAAAAACACUAUUGUUAUGAAAACAAGUACGAAAAGUUUAAACUAAAUGAGAGAAGGAAAACAAAAACAACUAUGCUUAAACUGUAUUUUUGUUGUGCGUAAGCGAAAUGUAAACAAUUUCCGACCAACACGGGAGACGGCGCUGUGCAAGCUAUAUGUAGCAUAACUUUAGGCGCAAGAACCAUAUUUAACCCUUACGGUGCAGUAGUACCGCAGCGUUGCAACGUUGUAGUUUAGCAACAAGAAUUUAAAUCGUCGUUUAUUUUCGUCCAUCAAUCUGGUUACGUUACUGGACUUUUAUAUGAUUUUUUUUAGUAGAAACAAAUAUCUCGAAUUUUAUUUGAAGCUUAAAUUAGGAGAAAAACUUUCAAUAAAUUUGUUCAGAUAUUGAAUAGAAUCAUAUAUUAUUACCACUCACAGAUUCGUACAUGCAGCUAAAGAGUCAUAGAGUACAUAGGAAUAGGAUAUAUUUUAAGUAGCUAAAUUUAUCAAAUCAAUCUAUGAUAGGAGAAAGGAAUCAAACGAACAACAAGGACUACCAGAAGAGAGCAGAGAACAAAACCCAACUAGAACUCCAUAUUAUGAGCUGAUGUUAAUGAAUGUUAGACAAUGUACUGAAUAAAAUCCAACUAGAUCGAUCGGUAGCUAUCGUGUUGUUAGUUCGUUUAUCAAAAUUAAUAAUAAAACAAAAAAUCUCACAUGCAAAAUACAACCUCACGCGAUUAGCAUGCAUUAGCGUGCCCCGCAUCACUAUUCACACCUUGAUAGCUUUCUCCCCGAGUUGAUCGAUUUGAUCCAGUAUUUAUUGACACCUCAACUGAUCAGCCCCUCGUUAAAUGGGUCAUGAAUGUAGUUCAAGGUAGGGUGCAUUUUGAAGUUAUGUAUCAAUAUUUUGUUCAUCAAUUUCAUCAUUUCCCCUAAAUUGCGACGACCCAAAUUUGCCCACCAAAGGUUUUCGUUUUUCUUUCUUCCCUCACACAUAGAUUUUGCAACAGUCGGUUUAUCGUUUUGAUUCAUUUUAUUUCACUUGGCAUUUUGAAAUACAUCUCAAAACACACACCUAAUGCGUGGUAUUCCUUUGGAGUUCGACAUUCGUCAACAAAAUAAUUAAUCACACCGUAUCUUCAAACAGAUGUACACCAUCUGAAGCAUGUUCGCUCGUUUGCUUUACAUAAUGCUUCACUCCUAAUCGCACUGUUUCCGGGGGAGAAGGGGAUGUGCGCACCGUACACUACCCCCGGCACAGGAACCCCUAACCAUAAGACAUCACAAUUAUUUGAUUCAAUCAUCGCUGGACAGAUAUUACUGCUACUGGCUAUCUCGCUGCAGCUCACAAGUAAGCUUACCACUAGUAGGCGUACGCCGGCAAUACCGCGUACCGUACCCCGGUUUUGUUAAAACAAUUGAGAAAACUGUGUUACCAUUUUACGCUACCCUAUCGUCCUGCUCACUACAGCCUACUACUGCCUGCAUCCUUUCGAGAAACACAAUGGCCGUAUCCUAAUUUAUAUGCAAUAAACUAAACUUAUAAUUUUUAAAAACAAAACUUUUCCAAAUUAUUUGGAAUACCGUUCAAUUUUGGGAUGCAAUGUACGCAUCCAAAGUGCGUCUACCCCGGAUUGACGGAGGAAAGAUGCAAAUUGUAAGUUUCCAUUCCAUUCCAAAAUCGUUUAAAAUUUGCGUUGUGUAUAUAUGCGCCCAUUAUUAAUAUUUAUAAAACCAUGCUGACGUUUUUAAAAAAGGAAAUUUAUCUUUUUUUGUGCUUUUCCUUUUAGUACUGCAACUUACUCUGCCCACGUCAGCAUGCAAAUCUUUAUCCUGGCCUCUGCCUUUAGUAAACUCUCUCUCUCUCUUGCUCUCCUUGGUUACCAUCGUAAACCCUUAAUAUGCGCAAUACACACAUAAAUAUAUUGAGAAAUAAUUUAAUGUACUCUCCCACUCCCUCCUCUCUCUCUCUCUCCCUCAUAUCUUCUCUCCCACUCUCAGACACACUUAAAAUAUCCAAUAAAAAUAGUAAUAAUAAAAUUAAUUCUCAUCGACCGAUCUAGUUCUAUAACAUUUACGUACCGCGCACUCAAAUCUCCCUCUCUCUCUCUCUCUCCUUCUCUUUCGUACUCUUUCGUUUCUCUGACCCCGUCGUCACAGCACAAGUUCGUAAUUUUGAUUUCAUUUGUAUGUAGUGUAAGGCAAGCAGUUUGCUUCUCCUAUCAACUGAUCCGUCCAAGAACAAGUUCAUCCGAGAAACUAAACUAAUACGAAGCGAAUGAAAACGUGCGCAUGAAUGACCGAUGGGUUAUAAAUAUAUUAAAAACGCGCUCAGAAAAUGAAUGUCCAGCUUUGUGCUUCAACUGUGCUUUGCAGACUCUCCACAGGGGGUAGAAAUGUCUAAAACUACAAUCACGGCACGCAAAACAGAAAAGCUCCCAAAGCAUAGCUGGGCCACAACUCUCAAUCACACCUGUGAUCGCAGUUUGUCCCCUAUUUCCGGGCUCUUUUUUUGCUAGUGUCCGCGAACGUGAAAGGAUGUCCACCACCGAGCGAGUCUAGCAUUAGAAUGUCUAAAGUCAACGUGUCAAACUGACCGUUACCGAAACUGCCUAAUACUUCGCGUCUGCUGCAACGAAACAUCCCACACGGUACGGGCGAGAUGCUUGGAGAGCCAUUCUCGUUUGAAGAUUCGCAGUUUUUUGUCUGUGUUGUGUUGAUGUGGUUUUGUGUGAUUUUGCAUUGUAGUUUUUUGUUCCUUACUGUGUUUAUCUGUGCUGUGAAGAACUUAAAAACACGAACCGGUUAGUCUGUGUCCAGCCUGGGUCCUGUAGUUUUGCGUGCAGUCCGGCGUCCGUUGCUGUUCUGGUAGUCGUCGUCGGUUUUAGGUUGAGUUAAUUAAUUAAAAUCACAUUCAGC
Anopheles stephensi (Asian malaria mosquito) is the source of this 6220-nucleotide messenger RNA. Its product is annotated as putative sodium-coupled neutral amino acid transporter 11. The transcript is spliced from 9 exons. The coding region runs from base 945 to 2444 and encodes 499 amino acids. Gene Ontology annotation, biological process: amino acid transmembrane transport. The record is from RefSeq and is a predicted model, not a curated record. NCBI's taxonomy places the organism in Eukaryota, Metazoa, Arthropoda, Insecta, Diptera, Culicidae. Gene Ontology annotation, molecular function: amino acid transmembrane transporter activity.